UCAAAUACUGUACGUAAAAGGUUCAUAUCGCGGAUCGAUCACCUUGCAUUCACAAGGUUUAGCAAAGUUGUAUAAAAUGAUGUUUGCCGAAGCUGAAAAUUCAACCAAUCCACAACCGUAUAUCGCCGCAGUAUUCUCAUCCAACAAUAUUAAGGAAAACAUGUUUGUACUUGGUGAUGGCAGAAUUACAAGUGAUUCAAUAAGUGAUACUUCGCAUUUCAAAGAAUAUCUUAAUGGUCCGCUGGAGCCUGGCACUGGUUACAGUAUUUUUCAAAGGAUUAUCAUCAAUGACAAGGGAGAUUAUUACUCGACUGACUGGAGUCCUGUUUCACAAACGACAAGUCAUCCAGUCCAAGCUUCAUGCACGAAGUCAGAGGGAAACGACGCUGGUUCUAAUUCUUAUCUUGUCGGAAUGAUUGUAUUAAUCAUUCUCCUGAUUGCUUCGUUCGUAAUCAUUGCUUGUUUGGCUUAUCAAAAACGUAGAUCCAGAUUACAAAACACUUCGGGCAAUAGUACAAAGGAGGAUAAAAAAAUCCGGCAUAUAUUUCUAAUGUACCAGAAACUAGUAAUGCAAAUAUUUACGACCCCGUGGACGAUGAUCAGGCGACGUAUACCGAACUUCAGAAGAGAGAAAGUGAUGAUCACUUAUACUGUCACUUAA
Messenger RNA from Dendronephthya gigantea, 661 nucleotides. RefSeq lists its product as uncharacterized. The record is from RefSeq and is a predicted model, not a curated record. The transcript has 3 exons. Bases 77 to 661 code for a protein of 194 amino acids. Lineage: Eukaryota; Metazoa; Cnidaria; Anthozoa; Malacalcyonacea; Nephtheidae.